Spirodela intermedia is the source of this 1464-nucleotide messenger RNA. The record is from the annotation of a GenBank genome assembly. Lineage: Eukaryota; Viridiplantae; Streptophyta; Magnoliopsida; Alismatales; Araceae.
AUGAGGGGCCUGCCAGUUACCGAUGAACGAUCAGCUGUGGAAGAAGAGCAUGAGGGAGAAGAAGUGGAGCGCGAGCUGGGAUAUCUGAGAGCCCAAGGAAGGAGGACGACGGCCGUCGAGGACUUGUUCGAGGCCGUGGGGAAAACUGUAAUCGGCAUCGCACAGACGGCUAAAAACCUGGUGACCGGAGAGGCGAAGCCAUGGGAAGGGAAGAAGUAGAAAAACUACCUUGCAGAGGACGGACAGCACGCCAACACCACCUUACAGAUCGAUUGCCAGAAGAGUAUUAAUGGAUGAUAGUCAGGGAUCCUUAUAGUCUGCCGAUCAUCUCAUAGGCCAGAUCUCGUCAAUAUGAAGUUAAUCCUAAUACUGUUCGAAGAUCCAGAUCUUCGUGCAGUGUCUGUACGUUCCCUAUCUCAACACCGCCCUGCACUAGAUUUCUCUCCUCACUGGAAGAUCAAUCUCCGGUAAUUCAAUCUAGGAUACCAAAUAUAGUUAAUCCACCACGAAAGGGAUUCCAGUCAUGGCGGAUUGUUCAGGAGAGCAUUCUACGCCACGGCGGCUUCCCGGAUUAAUGGAAAACGACAACCAAAGCCAUUCUCAGAUCUCGCACAAACGGAGAAGCCUGCCGCUAGCAGAAAUAGGGAAGGAAACGGGAAGACAACGCACCUCAGCGGUCUCGUUGAUCCGGCUGAAGUCGGCGGCGGCGGCUCCAGAAGGUUCAGGCUGAAGCGGAUCGGAUCACCGCGCUGCUGCUUUGCGAAGCCCCAACCAGACCUUGACGGGGAGGGUAAGCCUUGGCGGGAAUGCCAGUAAAUAACGGCCUUGUCCUUGACGGGGAGGCCCAACUCUCUCUCUCUCUCUCUCUCGUUUUGCAUAAAUGGUAAGUUUGCCCGUUAGGCCCAUUAGGCCCAAUUAGGCCCAAUUAUGCCCAAUUAGGCCCAAUUAGGCCCACUGGGACCUAACAUUACUUGCCUCUUGAAAGAUCUACCUUAUCUUCAAAGUAGAAAUCACUGAAUUGAUAUUGAAUAAUUGAUGCCGUGUCGCAUAUGUAUCCCUAAGCCUAGGUUGUCUAGUAGAUGUUGAGUAUAAUCCAAUGGUCCCAAUGCUCUCUUCAACUGAAAACAUGAAAAAACUGCAGCAAGCUUACUAGUAAAGGGAAGUGCUAUUUUUAGGUUGUUUUUCAAUUCAAUCUUUUCCACGACACGAAAAGAAUAAAAAAGGCCCAAUGAUAGCUUCUCAUUGACCUCAUGAGUCAACAAUUAUAUUUUUGUAGGGUCAUGGGUUCAAAUAUGUAUGUUUGUCCAUUUCAAAUCGUACAUCUCGACACCUUUUGUCGACUCAUAGCUUCAUUCUUUACUAAACCCAAGCGAAGUAAUAUCUUCUUUUGUAGUAGUUGGUCAAAAGUAAUGACUUUGGAUGUUUGAAUCCCAAAGGGUGAAAAGAAAAGGAUUCUUGUCAUAA